Molecule: messenger RNA, 891 nt
Organism: Umbelopsis ramanniana AG
Lineage: Eukaryota; Fungi; Mucoromycota; Umbelopsidomycetes; Umbelopsidales; Umbelopsidaceae
Exons: 1
Coding region: 42-764 (240 amino acids)
Biological process (GO): import into nucleus
Cellular component (GO): cytoplasm
Source: RefSeq, a predicted model, not a curated record
ACGCCUACCACUCUUUCUAAAAUCACUUCUUCGCGAUUACAAUGUCUGAAGCUGGAAAGAAAGCUUUAAUUCUAGGAGCUACUGGCGCUGUGGGAAAAGCCCUACUGCGUGAAGUACUGCUAGCCGACACCUACAAGAGCGUCACCACCAUUGGAAGACGUGAAGUCAAACUCGACGAUACAGUACCGCAAAGUAAGCUAGUUCAGAAAACUGUCGACUUUGACAACCUGGAAGCAAGUCGCUCGGAAUUGAAAGGGUACGAGGAUGUGUUCUGCUGCCUUGGCACCACAAAGGCUGAUGCUGGUAGUGCUGACGCAUUCAAGAAAAUUGAUCACGACUAUGUUGUUAACUCUGCCAAAAUCAUUGCUGAAGAAAAUCCUGCACCAGGCGGUGGUCUUAGCCCCGUACACUUUUUGUACUGUUCAUCCAGCGGUGCCUCUAAGAGUUCACCAUUCCUUUACCCUAAGUCCAAGGGUGAGACAGAAGAAGACCUUAUCAAUGUGGGCUUCCAGCGAGUAUCCAUCUUCCGACCACGUUUUCUAACUCUUGAAGAAGAACGUCCUCGACCACGCUUGGCUGAAUCCAUCUUCGGUAAAAUUGUGGGCUAUACUAGAGUGGUCGGUUUGCAUUUGGACGUACCUGUAGCCGUUGUAGGUAGAGCUAUGUUACAUGCUGCCGCUCAUCCUGUCGACGCUACAGGCGACUCCGACAAAACUAUCUCGCAAUUCGUUGAGAACCCAGAGAUUGAAGCAACUGGCGCUUGAUUGUUCUUUUUACUGUUUAUCUACCGAUUAAAAAUCUCUAUACGAGUAUCAUGUGUAUCUAAGCAACACACCCGUAAUAAAUUGAAUACCUGCUAUCAGAACUUUAAAAAAAGCUCUACAAUAAUGG